Molecule: messenger RNA, 6252 nt
Organism: Columba livia (rock pigeon)
Lineage: Eukaryota; Metazoa; Chordata; Aves; Columbiformes; Columbidae
Gene: PARVB
Product: parvin beta
Exons: 13
Coding region: 407-1504 (365 amino acids)
Biological process (GO): establishment or maintenance of cell polarity; substrate adhesion-dependent cell spreading; actin cytoskeleton organization
Cellular component (GO): lamellipodium; cytoplasm; focal adhesion
Molecular function (GO): actin binding
Source: RefSeq, a predicted model, not a curated record
GGAACCGCACGUCUCUCCGCAGGUGACACCUUCCCGUUCGGCUGCGGCCCGGCGGCUGGCCCUGGGCCCGGGCUUGGCCUCGGGCGGCUGCCCCGGCCGGGUCCCGCCCCGCAGCCCCUCGGCGGGCGCGGGAUGGCGCCGCCGGCCCGCCCCCGCCUCCCGCGGACUUCCAGGCCGUGGCAGGGCGCUGUGGCCGCCGGCAGCGGCUCCCAGCCCGCCCCCUGCCCUCCGUGCGGCUCCGGCUCGCACACCCCCCGCCUCCCGCUGCCGGCUCUCCCCGCUCGGUCGCGAGUUCGGUCGAUUCACCCGCUGCCGGGCUUUGUUGGGCUCGGCGAGCCGCCGCAGCCGCCGGGCAGGGCAGAGCAGGGAUCGGGCAGCCUCCCCCCGAGCCCCCCAGGCAAAGCCCAUGUCCGCCGCGCCCGUCCGAUCCCCGACGCUGCGGCCCCACAGGAUGAAGAAAGACGAGUCGUUCCUGGGCAAGCUAGGCGGGACCCUGGCGAGGAAGAAGAAAGCCAAGGAGGUGAGUGACCUCCAAGAAGAAGGUAAAAAUGCUAUCAAUGCACCAAUGAACCCAAGCGCUGUGGAUAUCCACCCAGAAGACACACUAUUAGAAGAGAAUGAGGAACGCACCAUGAUUGAUCCUAACUCAAAAGAAGACCCAAAGUUCAAAGAACUGAUCAAGGUUCUUAUUGACUGGAUCAAUGAUGUGCUGGUGGAGGAGAGAAUCAUUGUCAAACAGCUUGAAGAGGACCUUUAUGAUGGGCAGGUGCUGCAGAAGCUGCUUGAAAAAUUGGCUGACCGUAAACUGAACGUGGCAGAAGUGACGCAAUCUGAAAUUGGUCAGAAACAAAAGUUGCAGACGGUCCUGGAAGCUGUCCAUGAUUUACUCCGACCCCAUGGCUGGACAAUCAAGUGGAAUGUUGACUCAAUCCAUGGCAAGAAUCUGAUUUCCAUUCUGCACCUCCUGGUAGCUUUGGCAAUGCAUUUCCGGGCUCCUAUUCGACUGCCUGAACAUGUAUCUGUACAAGUGGUAGUUGUACGGAAACGCGAAGGCCUCCUUCAGACAACUCACGUUACAGAGGAGCUGACGACUACAACAGAGAUGAUGAUGGGAAGAUUUGAGCGUGAUGCCUUUGACACACUCUUUGAUCAUGCACCAGACAAACUCAGCGUAGUCAAAAAGUCUCUGAUCACCUUUGUGAACAAACACUUGAAUAAACUGAAUUUGGAAGUAACAGAGUUAGAAACCCAGUUCGCAGAUGGUGUUUAUUUGGUUUUACUCAUGGGUCUUCUUGAAGACUAUUUUGUUCCACUUCACAACUUCUACUUAACACCUGAAAGUUUUGAUCAAAAGGUCCAUAAUGUUUCCUUUGCUUUUGAGCUGAUGCAAGAUGGAGGACUAAAGAAACCAAAAGCUCGCCCUGAAGAUGUUGUCAACUUGGAUCUGAAGUCCACCCUCAGGGUUCUAUACAACCUGUUCACAAAGUACAAGAAUGUUGAAUGACCCUGGAAGCUGCUGAGGCCUUCAUCCUUCCAACCUCCUUAGGCUGAAAUCACAAUAAACACACCCUCUGCACGCUCUCUUUGUGCCUUAUGCUAUAUUCCGUGCAUUCUUUCUACAGUUGAUAUGAUCUCUCUGUAGCUGUUUGUAUGACAAUCCCACUAAAAAUAAUGCAUGUGUAUUCUCUAGGUCACUUGAAAAUGUGUAGAUAUUUCACACUUUUACCAGAAGAUACUGUUGGGUCUGUUGUUUGUUAUAGUCAACAAAUGUUCUUUUGAUAAAGGAAAUAUACCACUAGCUACUUUAAAAAGCAGGGAAAACAUGAGACCUUCCUCAUGGCUGGAGACUCUUUGAUUCUCUUUUGCGUACUCCUUGGUUGCCACUGGCAUUUGAUAAUUUUUCAGGCUUAAGUGUUAGCAAUAGGAAAUCAGCAUUGGAAUUUAUUUAGAAGCUGAGCCUUUUCUGUUAAAUAAGGUUUUAUGUGUUCUCUUGGGUGAGUGGGGCUGAGGGAAUUACAGGCACUAUCUGAAGCUAAUGGUAAAAGUUUCAGUUUUUGUGUUAACCUCAUGCUACUCAGUGUUAUUUCCAUUCAGUGUUUACACAAAAUAAGUCUUGCAAUGGGAUAACCAGCUACUCUUUUGAUGUCUGUUUUUUAUUUCAUCUCCUUUCUAGGAUAAAAUUGAUUGCUACAGCCACUGCCAUGUGUUAAGCGUGCAGCUUCCAUCAGGUCAGUCAGGAGCUGGUCAAAUAGGCACAGGCUGGAUUAAUGCAUUUUGCCGUUGGUCCUUUCUGAAACAAACACGGGCAGUAAUGAGCUUGGCAGUUUAUAGGCUGACUCUUCAUUUCAUGAAGCUGAGUGAAAGGUUCAGAUUCAUUCCUGUUGGAGUUGCUGGCAGCUGUGCAGUUCUGGGGGUCAGGCAUUUAUAAACAGAGUUUUAUAUAUUUUCUUUCCUGAAGAGCGAAACUGAAUUCCUGUACAAAUGAGAGCUUAUGGAUUGCACUGGACUAUGCAAGACGUGGUAUACAAAGUGCAAGCCAAUGGUUAGCACUCAGAUGUGAAGCUCUUCAGUAAUCUGUUAUGCUAUAAACUAAUUUCAUGAAGUUGCCCUGUGCCAUCCCAAGACAUACUCUGCUAGCCUCUGGCCUAAUAGUAUUUUUACAAAGUCAUAGAAUUGUUUGGGUUGGAAGGGACCUUAAAGAUCAUCUAGUUCCAGGGACACCUUCCACUAGACCAGGUUGCUCAAAGCCCCAUCCAGCCUGGCCUUGAACACUUCCGGGGAUGGGGCAGCCACAACUUCCCCGGACAGCCUGUUCCAGUGCCUCACCACCCUCAUGGUGAAGAAUUUCUUCCUUAUAUCUAAACCAAAUCUACCCUCUUUCAGUUCAAAACCAUUAUGCCUUGUCCUAUCACCACGUGCCCAUGUAAAAAGUCCCUCCGCAGAUUUCUUGUAGCUGCCCUUUAGGUACUAGAAGGCUGCUGUAAGUUCUCCCUGGACCCUUUUGUUCUCCAGGCUGUACAACCCAAACUCUCUCAUCCUGUCUUCAUAGGAGGAGUGCUCUGGGUGUCUGAUCAUCUUCAUGGCCCUCCUCUGGACUUGCUCUAACAGGUCCACGUCCUUACACUGGGGACCGUGGGGCUGGAUGCAGUACUCCAGGUAGGGUCUCAAGAGUGGAGUGGAGGGGGAGAAUCACCUCCCUGGAGCUGCUGUUCAUGCUUCUUUUGAUGCAGCUCAGGAUAUGAUUUGCCUUCUGGGCUGCAGGCGCACGCUGCUGAGUCAUAUUGAGCUUCUCAUCAACCAACACCCCUAAGUCCAUCUCCUUAGGGCUGCUAUCAGUCUGUUCUCCACCCAGCCUGUAUUUGUGCUUGGGAUUGCCCCAACCCACAUGCAGGACCUUGCAGUUGGCCUUGUUGAACUUCACGCUGUCUGCGUGGGCCCACCUCUGAAGCACGUCAAGGAUCCCUCUGGAUGGCAUCCCUUCCCUCCACUAUGUCGACCGCAGCACACAGCUUGAUGUCAUCAGCAAACUUGCUGAGGGCGCACUUGAUCCCACUGUCCGUGUUACUGACAAAGAUGUUAAACAGCACCAGUCCUAAUACUGAUCCCUGAGGAACCCCACUUGUCACUGGUCUCCUCUCGGGCAUCAAGCCAUUGACCGCAGCUCUUUGAGUGCGACCAUCCAGCCAGUUCCUUAUCCACUGAGUGGUCCACCUGUUGAAUCCACGUCUCUCCAAUUUAGAGACAAGGAUCUUGCAUGGGACAGUGUCAAAUGCUUUGCACAAAUCCAGCUGUUGUGGAUCUCAGUGGGAAUCAGUUUUUAAAGAAGGAUUGCUGUAUUUAUCUGGUAGAGGCUAGUUACCUCAGAAUACUCAAGAGGUUUCAUCUGUAGGGCUGUUCCUGGCAGGUGAUGUGCAGGUGCAGCUGUGUGUACAAGGAGGCUGUGCUGGAAUGUGAGCUGAGUAGGUUUUUGAAGAGAGCUGUGCAAAGGAAAUUACAUCACAAUUUCCAGAGUAAAUUAUUUCUGUAAUAUGUAUAUGAUAGCAGUCCUUUCCUCGGGGUGCAUAGAGGAGAGAUUUGACUACUGCUUUUAUGUAUCACAGCAGCAACUUUUCUUUUAUGGGCAGCCAUGAUUUUGUGUGAAACAUUAGGCUGAGUGCCCCAAGGAAGAGGCAGGCAGCAUUGCUCUGCUCCAUGGGCUCACUUCAGUCCAGCUGUAAGCAGGCAUUUCUUUUUUUUUUCCCUAAAAAUUGAUUUCUUAUAACAAUCUUUACUUACUCUCCUAAGUUCAAGAGGAAAAGUGCUGUUUGAAUGGUAUAAUUUACAACUGGGAUUUUCUCCUUCCCUCCUUAAGUUCUUCAUAAUCUCAGAGGGAGAGAAAUGGGCUUCUACUUCUUUGUUUCACAUUUUGGGGUUCAGAGUUCUAGUACUGAGUUAUCUGGCACCUCCCCUCACACCUCCAAAACGAAGAUAGAAGGAAGCUGCUGUUUUCUUUCCAUGGAAAAUUCACAUCUCAUGUGCUCGACAAGGCUCUGUGGGGAAUCAUUGCUUUUCUGUACUUCAGGAGGGAGCUGGUGGGUCAGGUCUCGUGGCAAGUUAGUGAAACUGCUCUUUCAUGCUGUGAAAUAGGGGUAGCAUGAGUCUGGAAAGUGAACUGAAAGGUGUCUCAAACUUUUAGUUUAAUGCGGUGUUUCUUGUGAGAAACCAGUCUGUUAAAGAGCUGUCAUUCCACCCACCUCCCUUCAGCUGAUGUGGAAGUGUCGAUGCUGUUUAUAUUCUCAGAGGUGCUGGGAAAGACCUCCAGAGAAAUCUAGUUUUUGAAAUGGCAAGGAAUAUUGAUAUCACAAGUAGAGAGAAAGUAGCAAGAAGAGACUGGUGAGAGGAGCUUGGCUUUGGGAGGGAGGAUGGCUGUUUCUGAGGUGGGUAUUUACAGCUGGCAUCCUCGCUGUGUGAGAGCAUAUGUGAGCAUACCACCAAGUUUUAAGACAGUCUCUGUUCUGUUCAGUUAAGUGUUUCUGGCCACUCUGCAGAAACCUGAGUCCUUCCUCUGCAACCGGAGGCAUAGGUUCCUUUGAUUAAUAACCCUGUCAGUGAAGACUGCAGGUUUGAUGCCCUGAACACAUUGUGGGCAGGUGUCAUACCCUGUUUUGUUGCUUUUAAGUCUGUUGGCAAAUGUUGCAUAGGGGAAAAAUAUAUUUUUCAUUCUUUUGCUCCUUGCUGUCUAGCCAGGUCACUGUUCACAUAGAUGCUGUAUUUAUUGUUAACCAGACUGGGAGCAGGUUGGUUUUAGCUGAACCGGAGCUUCAAGCAGUCCAGUUUACAGGAAGAGCAAUGUAGGUGAAGCUUCUCUAACCACCUAUUUUUGUCAUGCUUUUCUCUUACAAACUGGAACACGAGAGGUUCCACUUAAAUUUGAGAAGAAACUUCUCAGUGAGGGUGCCAGAGCACUGAACAGGCUGCCCAGGGGGGUUGUGGAGUCUCCUUCUCUGGAGACAUUCAAACCCGCCUGCACACAUUCCUGUGUAACCUCAUCUAGCUGUUCCUGCUCCGGCAGGGGGAUUGGACUAGAUGAUCUUUUGAGGUUCCUUCCAAUCUCUGACAUUCUGUGAUUCUGUAAUAUGCAUGAUACUUAAGUUCUUUUCCUCUAGAAAAGAUUAAAUCAGUGUUUAAAAUGUUAUUAAUGAAUUCUGUGUUAUGGGAGCUUUAGGUAUGUUUCCUGGCUGCCUGUUGAGUUCAUCUGGAAUGCUGGAUGCUUGGCAGCAUUAAAGCUUCCACAUUUCUAAGUACUCAAUGAAUGCCUGUCUUUUCCAGCCCAUACAGCUUGCCUUUUCCAGCCCAUACAUCUGCUUGGCAUACUCAAUUCCAGUGAGUUUUAUUACCACAAAAAGAAGCCCAGAUACGUCCCAUUUCUCAAGAUGAAAAUUCAACAGUGGCAGAUUUUUUAAAAUCAGUUUAAACUUUAUAGGACUUCUUACCCCUCUUCCCCACACUGCAGUGCUUUCAGUAUUAAUGUAUUUUUUAAGACUCUUUUCUACUGUUUUAAAGUGUUUACUCUGGAUUUCUAACUACUAAAAACCAGCCUUGCAGAUAAAAUUCUGGACUUGUCAUAUACUGGAGACAUCCAGCUUUAUGACAGGAGUUGUGUACUGUAAGCAAGUUACAAUGCAAUGCUAAGUUUGCUAAAAAUCACAGCAGGAGUGUUGAGCAUUGUUUGUGACAGUUGUACUAUUUAUUCAAAUAAAUAAAUGAUGAUCA